Sitophilus oryzae (rice weevil) is the source of this 915-nucleotide messenger RNA. Its product is annotated as piggyBac transposable element-derived protein 3-like. Lineage: Eukaryota; Metazoa; Arthropoda; Insecta; Coleoptera; Curculionidae. Bases 1 to 915 code for a protein of 304 amino acids. The record is from RefSeq and is a predicted model, not a curated record. Gene Ontology annotation, molecular function: sequence-specific DNA binding. The transcript has a single exon.
AUGUAUGCUACCCACAGAAAUAAACCUGGUUUUCAAUUGGAUAUAGACGAUAUAUAUACCUAUCUAGGAAUCUUGUUUCUGAGCGGAUAUGCACCCCUGCCCCGCAGGAGAAUGUACUGGGAGACCAGCGAAGAUGUACAUAAUACUUUAGUUUCUAAGUCAAUGCGUAGAACUCGUUUUUUUGAAAUAUCUUCUAAUUUGCACGCAGCUGGUAACGACAACUUGCCUGAAAAUGAUAAACUUGGCAAAGUCCGAUAUCUUAUUGAUGCUCUGAAUACAAAAUUUCUCCAGUAUGCACCACUUCAAAGUAACAUAUUAAUUGACGAGUCCAUGAUUCCGUACUACGGGAGGCACGGGUGCAAGCAAUAUAUAAGAGGUAAACCAAUCCGCUUCGGAUAUAAGGCUAUAGAUGUUGUCAAAGGUAUGGGCCUUGGAGAAACAGUGGUUUUUCAUUUUGCAAAUAUUAUAAAAAACCAUUUUGCUGAUCAAAAAUUGUCUUUAUAUUUCGAUAACUUUUUUACUUCUGCAAAACUUGUUUCUAUGUUGGGUCAAAUAGGAAUAGGAGCUACAGGAACUACCCGAGAACACAGAACUGGUAAAUGCAGCCUAAUAGAGAAUGCAAAAAUUAAGAAGUUUGAUAGAGGAGCGAUGUGUUCUGCAUUUGAUGCCCGUAAUAAUAUUGUUGGGGUUUGUUGGAAGGAUAAUAACGUAGUUACGCUAAUGUCAAAUGAGUUUGGCUUAGAACCAGUUCUCAAAUGCAAACGCUACUCUGCUAAAGAAAGAUCUAAAGUCGAUAUACCUCAACCUUAUGUAGUAAAUAGUACAAUGCAUUCAUGGGAGGUGUGGAUCAGUUGGACAACCAUGUGUCUAAUUACCGCAUUGCAUUCAGAGGAAAGAAGUGGUAUAUUCCUAUAA